Molecule: messenger RNA, 2965 nt
Organism: Topomyia yanbarensis
Lineage: Eukaryota; Metazoa; Arthropoda; Insecta; Diptera; Culicidae
Exons: 2
Coding region: 7-2427 (806 amino acids)
Biological process (GO): DNA integration
Molecular function (GO): nucleic acid binding
Source: RefSeq, a predicted model, not a curated record
GUAGUGAUGAGCCCAUUCGAUCCGGCAGGAUUGUUGUGUUUUUUCCUCAUACACGGCAAGGUACUAAUCCAGGAGCUGUGGAGGGCGAAGACGACAUGGGAUCAACUAAUUCCGGAGGAGUUACUUGGGAAGUGGAUGCGGUGGACGAGUUUGUUCAAACAUCUGGACCAGAUUAGCAUUCCGCGUUGCUACUUUCCGCAACGUUCGGUGAAAGAUAUCUUGUCGCUGCAACUGCAUAUCUACGUGGAUGCUAGCGAAGAAGCUUAUGCGUGUGUCGCUUACUUUCGGGCGGUAUUUCCGGAUGGGAUUUCUGUUGCGUUAGUCGGUGGGAAAUCCAAGGUGGCUCCACUGAAGGCACACUCCAUCCCACGGUUGGAGUUGAUGGCAGCGGUAAUCGGAGUUCGCUUGAUGAAGACCAUCCUCACUGGGCACUCGCUCGUAGUCGAGAAGACAGUGUUAUGGUGUGACUCUAAGACGGUGCUGGCUUGGAUAAAUUCAGAUCAUCGAAGAUAUCGCCAGUUCGUAGCUUGCCGAGUAGGUGAGAUUUUGUCCAAGUCGGAGGCGAAGCAAUGGCGUUGGAUAUCAUCGAGAAAGAACGUCGCCGACGAUGCGACAAAGUGGGGAAAAGGGCCGUGUUUGUCCUCAGGCGGCCGUUGGUUCCGUGGUGACAACGAUUUAUAUUUGCCAGAAGAUCAAUGGACCGUAGAUGCAGAUUCAGUCGGCGCGACGACCGACGAAGAGCUGAGGUCGUGUUUGGUGCACAAGGAGGUUAUCGUACCGCCACAACUUGUGAGGUGGGAGCGAUUCUCGAAACUGACGCAUUUGUAUCGAUCGGUAGCACAUGUUCAUCGCUACGUACAAAAUCUACGGCGAACGGUAAAACGAGAGACUCGACUGGACGGACCACUCACUCAAGAGGAAUUAGCAACAGCCGAAACCACAAUCUUUCGUUGGGUGCAGUGUGAGCAGUAUCCGGACGAGGUAGCGACUUUGUCAGUAAUGCGGGACAAGCAGCCAGGACAACAGGCGCGGCUAGAGAAAACCAGCAAAAUAUACAAACUGUCUCCGUACUUGGACGAAGCAGGUGUUAUUCGUUCUGAUGGAAGGAUAUCUGCUGCGACCGUCGCCGCGUUUGACACUAAGUUUCCAGUAAUAUUGCCGAAAGCCCAUCCAGUGACUAGACUGCUGGUUGAAUGGUACCACCAACGAUUUCUUCACGCCAAUGGCGAGACUGUCGUGAACGAAGUGAGACAGCGUUUCCACAUAUCGCAACUGCGCCCGUUCGUGCGUAAGGUGGCUAAAGAGUGCGCCUUGUGUAAAGUCAAGAAGCCAAGUCUGGCGACACCCCGAAUGGCUCCACUCCCGGCGGCCAGGUUGCAGGCGUACGUACGUCCAUUUUCCUACGUAGGCGUCGACUAUUUCGGGCCGAUCGGCGUGCGGGUGAACCGAAGUAUUGCAAAACGAUGGGUAGCUCUGUUCACGUGUAUGACCACACGAGCAAUCCAUCUCGAAGUCGCUCACACACUUUCAACGGAAUCUUGCAAGAUGGCGAUCAGGCGUUUCAUCGGACGCAGAGGAGCACCUGUGGAGAUCCGCAGCGACAGGGGCACAAAUUUCGUGGGAUCGAGCAACGAACUUAAGCAGGAGAUGGGCAAAAUCGAGCGCCAGCUUGCCGAAACGUUCACCAAUGCGAACACGAAAUGGGUGUUUAACCCACCUGGAUCACCUCACAUGGGUGGCGCCUGGGAGCGUCUAGUGCGGUCGGUGAAAACCGCUCUUGCUGCAAUGGAGUCUUCUCGAACGCCGAACGAAGAAACGCUGGCAACGUUGCUAGUGGAAGCUGAGAGUGUGGUCAAUUCGAGACCGCUAACAUAUAUUCCUCUGGAGACGGCGCAACAGGAGGCUCUAACACCGAACCACUUUCUUCUAAUGAGCUCGAGCGGCGUAACGCAGACUCCGAAGACGCUUACGGAUCCAAGACAAGCCUGCAGGAGCGACUGGAAUCUAUGCCGUACAAUGGUAGAUCAGUUUUGGCGCCGGUGGGUGCGGGAAUAUCUUCCUACCAUCGCACGUCGUACCAAGUGGUUUGAGGAGACAAAACCGAUCGAGGUAGGAGAUUCGGUGAUCAUCGUGGAGGAGAAGAUACGCAACGGAUGGAUUCGAGGACGUGUAGCCAAGGUCGUGGUGGGCCGAGAUGGGCGAGUUCGCGAUGCCGUGGUGCAGACUCCCGACGGAAUGGUGCAUCGACCUGUAGCAAAGCUGGCGCGGAUCGACAUAGAAAAGGUGGGGCUUCAGCCGGGAACAGCAGAAGGUAAAGCUGAACCGGAGAUAGCUAACCAGCCUUACGGGUCGGGGAGUGUUACGGUAUGUCCCGCUGACCCCUUCCAACUCCACGGUCGACCACCUGUCGGUGAAGGACAAUUUUGAUGUAGUGAGGACCAUUUGAAAUGGAAGGAUAGGAAAAGGGAAGAAGGACCGUUUGAAAUGGAAGGAUAGAAAAAAAGGAAAAAAGGAUCGUUUGAAAUGGUAGGAUAGAAAAAGAUAGACGUCAUGCACAGAUGAGAGGAAGAUAUAAGAAAAAAUAUAGAUGAAAUUUGUUAGUUAGUAGUUGAAAAUAUAGACCAUUGAAUUCGUGAACAUCACAAGCAAAAAUUUAAAUCCCGUAAGUAGAACCUACGUCGGAGAGGAAUUCUUUUAAUCCUUACCCUGAAUUAUAUUCCUUAACAGGUGAUAGUAGCACAAGAAUACUGUCGGUCAGAACGGACGGUGUCGGAUUGUUCAAGUUAAGCUUUAAACGGAAUAGUAUUCCACCUGCACAAUUGUUGGGAAGAAGAAGGAUUACGUAUUGAACCGAUGUAAGUAGCGUAUAAGUUUCCUAGGGCAUUUCAUUAAUAAAGCUCCACAGCUUUUAGCUGAUUCAUGCUGAAAAGCCGUUUAUUCAAUCCACCCAACAACAGGACAUUAA